This is a messenger RNA of Sparassis crispa, 1017 nucleotides long. RefSeq lists its product as hypothetical. Bases 1 to 1017 code for a protein of 338 amino acids. NCBI's taxonomy places the organism in Eukaryota, Fungi, Basidiomycota, Agaricomycetes, Polyporales, Sparassidaceae. The transcript is spliced from 5 exons. The record is from RefSeq and is a predicted model, not a curated record.
AUGUCGUUCAUUACUGAUAUUCGAGUCGUCGCCACCGUGUUUCCUGGGAUCGCUUUUAUAUUGACUUUGCUUCGACUAUAUUACCGAUGGUCAAGAAAACAUCUAGGCUAUGAUGACGCUUGGGCGGCCUUCGCUCUCUGCUCAGUGUUUUUCAUGACUGGAGGAGCGUGGCUACACUCGGGGCGGACGCAAUCGAGAUACCACAAGAUCAUCGGUUAUUAUUUUGUCAAUGUAUCAUUUACCUGUGUAUUGUGGUCGGCACGCAUGAGCAUUCUGGCUUCAAUCUUGAGGAUCAUUCCCCAUAUGCUAGUUUUGCGUCGUUAUGCCUAUGCAGGCUCGUUCUUAUUCUUAGCGAUGUGGGCCGCCAACAUUAUACAAAAGGUGUACAUCUGCGAACAUCACACCGCGUGGAAGAGGCUACCUGGAGUGCAAUGUGUCUUGGGAAAUUCUGUAGGCGCUGUGGAAUUAGCGACGGAUAUAACUGCGGACAUUAUAUUGGUCGCGCUCCCGCUACACUUGUUGUGGGGCAUUGGAAUAACAUCACCACGACGCAAACUGCUCAUUACGAUCUUUUCCGCCAGUAUGAUUACCACCAUCGUCAGCAUCGUCCACGCAGGCUACGUCUUCAGCCCCAUCCGUAACGGCGAGGCCAUCGCAGCUCACCUUGAGGCGUCCGUCUCGCUCAUCGUCUGCAACCUCGCGGUGCUCGUGACCUGGCUCGUGCGUGCACUCCGGCCGAACGAGGACCUCGACGAGGUGCGGGGGAUCUCGGACGACUCGCGACGCCUCUCGGGGCUGCGGCGAAGUCAGCUUUCAACGCUGCGCUUCGUGCGCGACCCGCCCAUCGUGCUCGUGACGAUGGAGCAGCACUCCGACCCCACAAGGACUGGCGAGUCCACCGUCAAGUCGAGUGUGUCGUCCGGAAUGUUUCCCGUGCAGGAUAAAAGCGGAGUCUUCGAUGGGAAGGUCUUUGAAGAGACGGACAAGGAGAAGAUCGGCGAGCAGGCGUUGCCCUGA